ACAGUGAUUCGCUACAUAGUUAUUUGGCGACAUCAAAUACAACGAACGUGUCCUGUAACUUUACCCUGGAGGAGUAUGCCUGUGCAUCGCUGAAAGACUUCACUGCAGAACACCUGGUGUCUCUUCUGAAAUGUAACCUGCCCGGCAACUCCUCUCACUCUAAAGAGACGUGGAAGGUUCUCCUCACCAAACUGACCUCUGUCUUAGACCAAGCUCUGGACAUGUUCUCCAAUAUGUCCAAACCUGUCAUUGGUCCAGCAGUAUCCCAGGUGCUCGAUGUGAUUGGAGAGAUCAGGGUCAACAGGCUGACUGAGGAUCAGCUGAGAGACAGUGAUGUCAUCAGGAAGUGGUUCUCUGGGCGUCUGAGAGUGUUCCUGCCGUCCGCAUCAGGAGGGUUUCUGCACUGCCUCAGCACCAAGAACCUCAGCUGUGACUCUUACCAACAGAUACUGAGGGAGUUCAGCAAUCAAUUUGACCAAAUGGACCAGAUGAGACAAGAGCUGGUGGUCAAAUACUUCAUCCAGCCCUUCCUGACCAAAAACUCCUCAGACUCUGGCUGUGUGUCCAACUCUAACAGCAGUGUGGACUGGCUGCAGAAGUACCUGGGGCGGUUUUCAGUCCUGGUGUCCCUCAGCGACCUGUUGAAACUCAACACAGACUUCUCUCCUUUGUCAGCCCUGGAGGUUCUCUCUCCAAAGCAGUCAGCAGAGCUGGUGGUGUUGCCUCUUCCUGGUCUUCCAGGGAAAGAUGUCAUCAUCAACACAGUGUUUGACUUCCUGUCUAAGUCACCAAAGGAGAGGAGACUCCCUGAGUUCCUGUACCACCUCAUGAGGCUGUCUGUGGUGACUCCAGUCGGGUGCACGGUCUACCAGACCAUUUUUGUGAGGCUGUACCAAGCCAUGUCAGCGUUGCCUCAACAGAUGGAGCCAAUCAUCUGGGCCAGUGUUUAUGACCUCACAGAAUCUGCACCAAUGGAUUGUUCUCUGGUACCAGUUAACCAACAGUGUCCAGUGUCAUCACACAAUGCAACAAGAGUCUGUGCUGGAGUUGACAGCUCGGCUCUACAACAGCUCUUGGACUCUGGGAUCUCGCCGGGACGUCUAUGUGACUACAGCAUCAAACAAUACGCCUGCUCACAGCUGAAAGACCUCAACGCUGAGAACCUGGUCACACUGCAGAAAUGUAAACUAUCGGAGAACAACACAGACUCCAAAGAGACCUGGAAGCUGUUCUUCACUAAAGCUUCUGCCGUUCUGGAUCAGGCUCUUGUACAUCUCUCCAACCAGUCCAAGCCUGUGAUUGGCCCAGCAGUAUCCCAGGUGCUGGAUGUGAUUGGAGAGAUCCGGGUCAACAGACUGACUGAGGAUCAGCUGAGAGACAGUGAUGUCAUCAGGAAGUGGUUCUCUGGGCGUCUGAGAGUGUUCCUGCCGUCUGCAUCAGGAGGGUUUCUGCACUGCCUCAGCACCAAGAACCUCAGCUGUGACUCUUACCAAGCUGUUUUUGUGACGUUGAGUGUGAAUUUUCCUGACACCACACUCCGAGGGCCCUCACUCCCUGUACACUUUGACAUGUACCACUGUUUGUCUGUGUCUGAGUCUCAGCUCCACGCAGUCGUGGGUGAACAGGGAGUACAGGAGAGGGCUCAGAACGCACCGUCUCCAGAGAUGGAGCCAGUUAUUCAGGCCAUUAUAGACAACCUGAUGCAGACCGCUCCAGAAGGGAAAGAUGUCAUCAUCAACACAGUGUUUGACUUCCUGACCGAGUCACCAAAGGAGAGGAGACUCCCUGAGUUCCUGUACCAUUGCCAGGCUCUCUGA
Oncorhynchus masou masou (cherry salmon) is the source of this 1817-nucleotide messenger RNA. RefSeq lists its product as uncharacterized. NCBI's taxonomy places the organism in Eukaryota, Metazoa, Chordata, Actinopteri, Salmoniformes, Salmonidae. The record is from RefSeq and is a predicted model, not a curated record. Gene Ontology annotation, cellular component: cell surface. The transcript is spliced from 16 exons. Bases 222 to 1817 code for a protein of 531 amino acids. Gene Ontology annotation, biological process: cell-matrix adhesion.